AUGGAACUCCUGUCACUGCUGCUGCCGCUGCUGGCAGCGACCCUGGCCACCAGCCUCCGCCCGCACGUGUGGGAACGCGGCAAUGACAUCAGGGAGAUCGCGCUGAGCAUGGCCCCCAACUCCUUCGAUGACCAGUACCGCCACUGCCACUUCAAAAUGCUGAAGGCGCUGCCAGCACUCAACCGCACGGAGUUUGUCCCCUCUGGUGAAUACGCCGUGGCCUGGGGCAAGGCCGUGGCCCUGUGGGACAAGCAGCACUCGCCGGGCUCGCCGCUGCGGCUGGAGCAGGCCAUCGCCCUCGUGGCCUACUCCAUGGAGGAGGGCCUGUACCUGCAGCUCAACAGGGCCGUGCGCGAGGGCGGGCGUUCCCGCCGGGAAUACCUCCACAAUUUCCACUUCAAGGUGAUGCAUUUCCUGCUGACCGAGGCGCUGAGAGACCUGCGGGGUGUCCAGGGCCACCCGCGGUGCCUGCACGUGUUCCGGGGCGUCAGCGGCAUCCGCUUCACCAGCAGGCCCGGCCGCAUCGUCCGCUUCGGCCAGUUCGCCUCCAGCUCCCUGCUGAGGAGCGUCAGCGACUUCUACGGCACCACCACCACCUUCGAGGUGGACACCUGCCACGGGGCUGACAUCCGGGACUACUCCAGGUACCCCGAUGAGGAGGAGGUGCUCAUCCCACCCUUUGAGACCUUCAACGUCACCGGUGUCACCCAGCAAGGGGACGACAUCCACAUCCACCUGCGCUCCCACGGCGUGUACAGCAGAUACAACUGCGCCUGGCUCCGAGGCAGAAGCCCCCCCAGAGUCCCCCCAGGCCUCACUGGGCUCCUCCUGGCAGCACUGGCAGCUGUCACUGGCACCCUCUGA
Messenger RNA from Catharus ustulatus (Swainson's thrush), 864 nucleotides. RefSeq names its product NAD(P)(+)--arginine ADP-ribosyltransferase 2-like. The record is from RefSeq and is a predicted model, not a curated record. Lineage: Eukaryota; Metazoa; Chordata; Aves; Passeriformes; Turdidae. Gene Ontology annotation, molecular function: NAD+-protein-arginine ADP-ribosyltransferase activity; NAD+ poly-ADP-ribosyltransferase activity. The coding region runs from base 1 to 864 and encodes 287 amino acids. The transcript is spliced from 2 exons.